This is a messenger RNA of Triplophysa rosa, 2740 nucleotides long. It is a transcript of the gene tmem106bb, whose product is annotated as transmembrane protein 106Bb. NCBI's taxonomy places the organism in Eukaryota, Metazoa, Chordata, Actinopteri, Cypriniformes, Nemacheilidae. Bases 99 to 896 code for a protein of 265 amino acids. The transcript has 8 exons. The record is from RefSeq and is a predicted model, not a curated record.
CGUCUACAGACCGUUAAAGCGCAUGUCAGGCUAAAAGAUAAACGAGAUUUGCAUGACCACCGAGGCUCUCGGAUAAGCUAAUUCUGCCAGGUCUAAAUAUGGGGAAGGCUCUUUCCCACCUGCCUAAGCACAGCUGUCAUGAUGACUGUCAGGAUCUAACCUCAUCACCAGGCUACAGUACAAUGCCAAAUGACGACGUCAAGAAUGGAGAUGUGUCCCAGUUCCCUUACGUGGAGUUCACUGGGCGAGACAGCGUUACCUGCCCCACAUGCCAAGGCACUGGGAGGAUCCCGCGAGGUCAAGAGAAUCAGCUGGUGGCCCUGAUCCCAUACAGUGACCAGAGGCUGAGACCAAGAAGAACCAAGCUGUAUGUGACUGCUUCCGUCAUUGUGUGCCUGCUGCUCUCCAGUUUGGCCGUUUUCUUCCUUUUCCCACGUUCCAUUGAUGUGAACUAUGUGGGAGUGAAGUCUGUAUACGUGUCCUAUGACCAGGCCAAACGCAUUGUGUAUCUCAAUGUUACCAACUCGCUGAAUAUAACAAACAACAACUAUUACUCUGUGGAUGUGGCCAACAUCACAGCCCAAGUGCAGUUUUCCAAGACUGUAAUUGGUAAAACUCGUAUUAGCAACAUCACCACUAUUGGCCCGCUGGACAUGAAGCAGAUUGACUACAUGGUGCCAACCACCAUAGCAGAUGAAAUGAGUUACAUGUAUGACUACUGUACCCUGCAGAGCAUCAAAGUGCACAACAUUGUGGUUAUGAUGCAGAUUACUGUUACCACUGUGUAUUUUGGCCACGCUGAGCAGGUGUCUCAGGAGAUGUACCAGUAUGUGGAUUGUGGAGGGAACACUACAUCCUUGCAUGAGUAUAACCUGAACACCCCUUGGACAGGCUAGAGAAGAGCCUGUUAGUGUAUUGCAUCACCUUGUCCCUCACCUCUGUGUCGUUGUUUCAGCAAAAUUAGUUGAGGGUGUGUUACAUUUCUCUGUCUAUUAACCACCAGAAUAUACCAAGGGUGUUGCAAGUCACAAAUGAUGCACUUUAGUUUCCAUGCUCUCCAAGCAAUAUGAUGAUAAUGAGGUCUGUGCAGCUCUCAUUUCCGUUCACUUUGCCAAACUAAACCCUUAUUGUAAAUUCCCUAUGUCACAAACAUACCUAUUUAAAACCCCUUUGAAAUGAAAUGAUGUAUUUGAAACGUAUUCCUGGUUCAUAUAUUAUUUUAAUUGUUUUGUAGCCUGAUGUUCAUUACACUUCUUAGCGAUGGGAUAAGAUACAAUAAUGAGCCCUGCGUGCUUUGGGAUCUUUAAAUUGAGGUGAGAUGCGCCAUGUGGUGUUUAUUUAAAUGGAAAUAUUAAGAAUGGGUCACCUCAAAUUACCUCUCAUACCUUUAUUUCACAGGGGUUGGUACAGUCUCACUCCAUUAUUGUUCUUUGUGAUGGUGUGCACUAUAAUCUUAAAUUGCUCUUAGUGUGUCAUACAAAAGAAUCAGAGGGAACUGAGGGAACAUCACUGUAGAUAUCACCAGUGUUGGGAAGGUUACUUUGGAAAUGUAAUUGGUUACAGAUUACAAGUUACCCUAUUUAAAAUGUAAUGAGUAGUGUAACUAUUUUUAGUAAUGUAAUUUUAACUGAUUACAUUUGAUUACUUCUCUAAAUUUCAUUCAUGGUGUUGUUUUUUAAAUAUAAAGUUAUAUUCCGCCUAAAAUAGGAAGGAGGGGAGUUUGUUGGUGCCCUGAACUUUACAACUCAAUGUUAUGAAAGAAUUUUAAUAGCUGGCAAACGAGAUUCCAAUUCAAACAAGAACCAAUCAAAACCAUUAGAAAAGCAUUUGUUUACUAAACGGCCUUGGCAGGAGGCAUCUAUGCACAACAGACAAAGCAACAAAUUAAUAUUAUUGAACAUAUCCUUGCUUUUUAUUAAAAUAUUUAGAUGUAAUCCUAUUUGUGAUCAUUAACAUUUUAAUAAGUAACUAAAUUAAUUACACAUUUUUUCUUAGUAACUGUAACGAAGUACAGUUACUUUUAUUUUGUAAUUAAAUUACGCAACGCCACUACAUGUAACUAGUUACUCCCCAACACUGGAUAUCACACAAGCUGCUGUGAAAAAAAGCUUUUAAAAGAUUUAUUUAUUGUGUAUUGCACUUUGAUGGCAAAGUUUCUGACUGUCGGCGUUUAAGAGAUGUGAAACUCUCAAGUGCAGAUUGACAGAUUAAACACUACUGUUAAACAAUAAUCACUAAUCUGAGAGCAUCAUGCUGCUUGUGUUUGUUGUUGUCAAUUUUGAUCAUGAAAUAAAAAUUCUCUCAGAUUCUCUGUGUUAUAAUAACAGCGAAUUCACUCAUGAUCAUUUCAAGUAUGAUCAUGAAUACUAGAUGUAACUAUUUAGAGGGAGAGAAACUUUGAUAAUUUAACACAUUUUUACAUUCUUAAAAAAGACUUAACAUUUUUAGACAUUUUAAUUUUGUUUGUAAAAAAGGCUUAUAGAUGGUCUGUCGAUUCUGUAAUAGAUGUGGCUACUAACGUGACAUGACAUUUUCAUAUUUUGUAACAAUCAUUUGCUUGAUGUAUUUGUUUGUAUGUAGCCCUUUUGAUUUUUGAAAAACAGGUUUGGACUGCUUUAAUGACACUGAAUUAACAUGUUAAAGGCUUUCACAGUCUGGUAUAUAAAACCAUUAAAUAUAUGUUUUGAAUCCUCUGUUCGUUCUUUCUCUUGAUGUAAUAAAUAGUUUGAUCUAAGUGUUA